Molecule: messenger RNA, 2172 nt
Organism: Lates calcarifer (barramundi perch)
Lineage: Eukaryota; Metazoa; Chordata; Actinopteri; Centropomidae
Gene: cdk10
Product: cyclin-dependent kinase 10
Exons: 15
Coding region: 615-1697 (360 amino acids)
Biological process (GO): protein phosphorylation; regulation of mitotic cell cycle
Cellular component (GO): nucleus
Molecular function (GO): ATP binding; cyclin-dependent protein serine/threonine kinase activity
Source: RefSeq, a predicted model, not a curated record
GACACAUCACAGGCUCUUAAAUACAGCCUGUCAAUGUUCUGUGGCAAAGACUGACUGAUGAUGUGAGCACCAUGUAUGAAGGCCUGUACCACAGCUGACUGAAGCCUAAUGGGGGUUGGAGCAAGCCAGAAAGAAGAUUCAGUUACAGAGAGCCCUCCCUCAUCACAGUCCAGCACUGAAUCAUCUGAGUCAUCUGACUCUUCUUCACGUCUACCUGCCAUCCUCAUCACAGCUCCAUCACGAGAAGACAUUCAUGCAUCUCCUUCUACCAUAACAAUAGCUGAUGCCAACAAAGAACGGAGGCCGUCUUCCACACCCUUUGUAGUGGGGAAGAAACUAGCGGGCCGACAGUGACUCAAAAUGUCCUGCCACAUAAGACACACUGAGAAUCAUUUUCCGGAAGGAAUUCAAAAUGGACUUUACUAAUACCUCUCAGCUGCAGAGGCGAUGUGUUUGACACACCGAGCUCAUGUCUGAAUUAACUCCGGGAAAGCUCUUUGUUGUUCUGCUCGUGGCUCAAACCAAAACACAAUGGCGGCGCCCACCAGACUCAGCUGCUCCCUGUCGAGCUGAAGCCACAACCGACGAUACUCUUGUUGACAACGUUUGAAAGAAUGGACACCGUAGGAGAAGACGAACCGGACCUCAUAAAGCUGAAAUCCAUCAAGAACAAUAAAACGUUCACUGUGCCUCAAAAUGACAGGUUUGGGAGCUGCAGAAGCGUCAGAGAGUUUGAGAAACUCAACCGAAUCGGAGAAGGAACUUACGGCAUUGUGUACCGAGCCCGAGACACCAGGUCAGAUGAGAUUGUAGCAUUGAAGAAGGUCCGGAUGGACAAAGAGAAAGAUGGAAUCCCCAUCAGCAGCCUCAGAGAGAUCACCCUGCUGCUGAGGCUCAGACAUCCCAACAUAGUGGAGCUAAAGGAAGUGGUUGUAGGCAGCCAACUGGAGAGUCUGUUUCUGGUGAUGAGUUACUGUGAACAGGACCUGGCCAGUCUGUUAGAAAACAUGCAGACGCCGUUCUCUGAGGCUCAGGUGAAGUGUAUUGUCCUUCAGUUGCUCAGAGGUUUAGAGUAUCUCCACCACAACUUCAUCAUACACAGGGACCUGAAGGUGUCUAAUCUGCUGAUGACAGACAAGGGCUGCGUUAAGAUUGCUGAUUUUGGGUUGGCCAGGAUGUACGGUAUCCCCCAGCAGCCCAUGACCCCCAGAGUGGUGACCCUGUGGUACAGAAGUCCAGAGCUCCUCCUGGGGACCAAAACCCAAACUACAGCCCUAGACAUGUGGGCGGUGGGCUGCAUCCUGGCUGAGCUGUUGGCUCACAAACCUCUGCUCCCUGGAACCUCAGAGAUCCAACAGGUCGACCUGAUCGUUCAGCUGCUGGGAACACCCAAUGAAAACAUCUGGCCUGGUUUCUCUCAGCUGCCUCUCAUCAGUCAGUACAGUCUGAGGAAGCAGCCGUACAACAACCUGAAGAAUAAAUUCACCUGGCUGUCUGAAGCCGGACACAGACUGCUCAACCUGCUCUUCAUGUACAACCCACAGCGCAGAGCUACUGCCAAAGACUGUCUGGAGAGUUCCUACUUCAAAGAGAAACCUCUACCCUGUGAACCGGAGCUGAUGCCUACCUUCCCCCACCACCGCAACAAGCGGGCUGCUCCUACGGCAGAGGGCCACGCCAAGAGGAGCAAAGUGUGAUCAGGACGACGAUGACGAUGACGAUGACGAUGACGAUGACGAUGUGUGGGCACUGGCUCCUGUUUCCGCUACAUCACUGGGAACAUGGAUUUGCUCUGAAGAAUGUUAACGGAUUUUGGUUCCAGUCGGUUUCAGGUAGAAAAAACAUAGAACCAAACAGACUCUGUGACAGAUCAGAGCAGGACUCUUCUGGCUUUAACCGCACUCUGCAGUGUACAUACAGCUGUUUGAAGCCUCAUGAACUGCGUAUAGGUACAACACACUUCUGUUCGGGUUAUGUCUUAAAAUUCGUAUUGCUACCAGUGUAUGUGAGGUCAUGAGGUUGCCUUGACAAAUAUACUGAGGUGUUGUGUACCUGUGUGGCAAGCAUUUGUCACGUUUUAGAAUUGCAUAUACAUCUGUCUCAGCUGUCCUGUGAUCAGUUUUGACCCUGACAUCAAAACAAUAAAACUGAGAUGACUUGGCAUGACAAGUA